AUGCAGAAGCACAGUCAGAAGGAGCACCUCUACAAGCUGCUGGUGAUCGGGGACCUGGGAGUGGGCAAAACCAGCAUCAUCAAACGUUAUGUCCACCAGAACUUCUCCCCCCACUACCGGGCCACCAUCGGGGUGGACUUUGCCUUGAAGGUGCUGAGCUGGGAUGCUGAGACUGUGGUACGGCUGCAGCUCUGGGAUAUUGCGGGUCAGGAAAGAUUUGGAAACAUGACCAGGGUAUAUUACAGAGAGGCCAUGGGGGCAUUUAUUGUCUUUGAUGUUACAAGACCUGCAACAUUUGAAGCAGUGACAAAAUGGAAAGAGGAUUUGGACUCCAAGUUGGUUCUUCCAAAUGGCAAACCUGUGCCUACAGUCCUCUUAGCAAACAAAUGCGACCAGGGAAUAGAUGUUCUUAUGAACAACGGCAUCAAGAUGGAUCAGUUCUGCAAAGAGAAUGGUUUCGUGGGCUGGUUUGAAACAUCAGCCAAGGAAAAUAUAAACAUCAAUGAAGCUUCCAGAUGCUUGGUGAAACACAUAAUUGCUAGUGAGAGUGAUCCAGUUCAGUCUGUUGAACCAGAUAUUGUAAAACCACACUUGAAUUCCUCCAAGUUUGUCAGUUGUUCAGGUUGCUUUAAAUCCUAA
Aptenodytes forsteri (emperor penguin) is the source of this 639-nucleotide messenger RNA. It is a transcript of the gene RAB38, whose product is annotated as RAB38, member RAS oncogene family. The record is from RefSeq and is a predicted model, not a curated record. Gene Ontology annotation, cellular component: late endosome; phagocytic vesicle; trans-Golgi network. Gene Ontology annotation, molecular function: GTPase activity; GTP binding. The transcript has 3 exons. The coding region runs from base 1 to 639 and encodes 212 amino acids. NCBI's taxonomy places the organism in Eukaryota, Metazoa, Chordata, Aves, Sphenisciformes, Spheniscidae. Gene Ontology annotation, biological process: endosome to lysosome transport; phagosome-lysosome fusion.